AUGGCUCUUCUGGGAAACCCAGCAGUCGCUCCAGGCUCCACUGUCCUUGUAACGGGGGCUAAUGGUUUCGUUGGCGCCCACGUUGCAGACCAGCUGCUCCACCAAGGCUACAAGGUGCGAGGCGCCGUCCGAGAUGCUAUCAAGCACCAAUGGCUGGCACAGCUCUUCUCUCAAAAGUACGGCGCUGGAAAAUUUGAACUUGUCGCCGUCAAGGACAUGAGAGAGCCGGGCGCGUUUGACGAUGCAGUCUUAGGCGUUUCUGCAAUUGCUCAUGUUGCUUCUGUGAGGAGUAUGGAUGUCACACCGGACGAAUUGCUCCGUACCACCGUUGCGGGAACCCUGGCUUGUUUACAGGCUGCUGCCAAGGAGCCAAGCGUACAGCGAUUCGUCCUAACAUCCUCUUCCGCUGCGGUCCGCUCCAUCCAAGGUUAUCGUGGAACGGACACAGUGUCAUCCGAUGAAUAUGACAACCAUACUCUUAGUGUAGCCAGAAACAUGCCUGAGGAUUUUCUGCCCAUGCAAAAAUUUAUGACAGCUUACUUUGCAUCCAAAGUUGCGGCCGAACAAGCUUUCUGGAACUGGAUCAAGAACAACAAGCCGCAUUUUACUGCAAACACAGUGCUACCGUGCACAAUUUACGGCAGUCCGCUCAACGUGGUUUACCAGGGCUUUCCGUCCACAUCGAAAAUCCCGCUUCAGAUUUUAGACGGCGAUACUGACUCCAUUAAGCAUGUGCAGCGUUUCUACUAUGUGCACGUCCAGGAUGUCGCUCGUCUUCACGUUGCCGGCCUGAUCCACCCAGACACGGCCAACGAGCGUAUUUUUGCAUAUGCGUCUCCAUACUCCAUCAAUGAGUUCUUUGACAUCUUUGCGAAAUUCGUCAGGGACUACCAGUCUCCAGGGAAGCUCCCGGGGCUCGACUUCCCACUCGCCGUGAUCGGUCCGCGGCAGAGGGCGGAAGCGCUGCUGAAGGAUCUUGGCCGUCUUGGAUUUAUGGGGUUGGAGGAGACAAUAGUCGAUAGUGUGCAGACUCGCAUCAAAGCAAGUGGGUAG
Molecule: messenger RNA, 1053 nt
Organism: Bipolaris zeicola 26-R-13
Lineage: Eukaryota; Fungi; Ascomycota; Dothideomycetes; Pleosporales; Pleosporaceae
Exons: 3
Coding region: 1-1053 (350 amino acids)
Molecular function (GO): oxidoreductase activity, acting on the CH-OH group of donors, NAD or NADP as acceptor
Source: RefSeq, a predicted model, not a curated record